Messenger RNA from Anopheles moucheti, 3274 nucleotides. RefSeq names its product zinc finger protein 91-like. The record is from RefSeq and is a predicted model, not a curated record. The transcript is spliced from 4 exons. NCBI's taxonomy places the organism in Eukaryota, Metazoa, Arthropoda, Insecta, Diptera, Culicidae. Bases 74 to 2194 code for a protein of 706 amino acids. Gene Ontology annotation, cellular component: nucleus. Gene Ontology annotation, molecular function: zinc ion binding.
AGAGACGACAUUCAACAUGUUUAGAUUAGACAUUAAAUAGGUCGUCGAGAUUAAACAGCAAGAUAAAGCUGCAAUGGAGGUAAAGACAGAUCAGCCGGUUUGUUUUGAUGUUUGUUUACUGUGUCAGUUAAAGUGCACCGAUCGGCACUGCUUAACUGAGCGGAUAAAUAUCAGCAAUGGCCCGAUGGCUGAUGUUAUAUGCAAGCACUUCUGGUUGUCGAAAUCCUCUUGUAAAGGGCGAUACAUCUGCGCUACAUGCUGGGACUCCACGUAUUCCUUCCAUAAAUUCUACAUCGAAAUUGAACGAGUGCACUCUGUACAUCCAACAGUAACGAUUAAAGAAGAGUCAGCUUACACAGAACAUAAGCAAUCCUGCUCAACCGAGCAGCUGGACUGGUUGCACGAUGAAAAUACUUUGCUAACAAGUGCAAAUGAAGUUUACGUAAAAGAAAGCUAUACUGGCAGCGAUACUGAAUCGACAGUGGAGCGCACGGAUGCUACUGAUCGAGACGCCACAUCAGAUAAUGAUUCCAAUAUUCCUUUAUCGGCUCUCAAGGAUGAAAUCACAGCUUCCCGCAUCGCGCAACAAAAAAACGCUCCCGAAAGACUUUCGCCAUUCCCCGGUGUAGGAUUGUCGUUAAGCCGAAUAAUUGGCCGUAGGCUCGAGCUUAUCUGUCACGACUGUUUCCGUCAAGCGAGUUCCGAUACCAAAUCGCCCAAAAAUGUAACCACCGCAAGCUUUACCUUCGCCGCAUUGUUGAAACACUAUCGGCAAGCGCACAGCAAGGCUGGUUAUGCAGUUUGCUGCAACCGAAAGUACACGCGUAGAACGUCCAUAAAGAUGCACCUGCUCUCACACGGUAGGAAGGCUACAUACUGUUGCAUUCCCUGUGGUAUAAAGUUUCGCAAACAGGAAUCUUUAGACGAGCACAACCUGCUCAUCCAUACGUCGGAGGAGGAAAAACAGUUCAAGUGCGGACAGUGCGAUAAAUCGUUCGCGACCGAGCACCUGCUAAAUUCGCACGGAACGUGGCAUGAAAAUAUUGCCAAAAAGAAUAUAACUUGCAACAUUUGUAACCUAUUCUUUGCCAGUCAGCCAUCGCUGAGAAAGCAUCUUGCACUACAUCACCCAUCGCCGGAGAGCACUGAGACGCACCUGGUUUCUGGCAAUAGCAGCAGUACCGAACCCAACGAAGAGCGGCUAGUUGGUUGCCAGUAUCGCACACGCAUUUCGGCGGCAAAAAUCAGUGAACAAGACGAGCUUAUUAAGUGCCACUGUCUGUUAAACUGUAGCAAAUGUGAUUUUAUCGCGGAUAGCUUCAUACAGCUCAGGCAGCACAUGAUGCAGGCGCACGGUUUGCGACGUUGCGAGGUUACGUGCUGCGACCGUACGUACAGUAAGCGUCAAUCGCUCUACGAGCAUUGCUUGGUGCACGAAAAUCCCGAAUGCUUCCGAUGCGAUGUGUGCGGCAACAGCUACUCCAGCAGCCGCAGUCUGCAAAAUCACAAAUGGCGCAUACAUACACCGGCCGCUGAGCGACCCUUCUGCUGCGAUGUGUGUGGUGAAACUUUUGUGAAGGAUUACAUGCUGAAGCAACAUUUAGUGCACCAUUUGGCGAAGCAUAAGCAGCUAAACUACUGCCAAGAGUGCAAACGUUCGUUUACGACGGCGACGGUGCUCAAAUCCCACCAGCAGACGUUCCACGGUGGUGGUUUCAACUGGAUCUGUGAUAUCUGUGCGAAAGGGUUUAACGGUCGCACGCUGUUCGAAAAUCAUCGUUUAACACAUUCGGUCGAGGGAAAGACGCAACUUAAACAUCAAUGCGACCUUUGCAACAAAUGGUUGCGAAAUAAAAAAUCCUACCAACAGCAUCGGAUACGCUGUCACAGUAGCGACGGACCGGUGACAUGUAAAUUCUGCGGUAAGGAGUCAGUUAACGCGAGUGCAUUAAAGUCUCACAUACAUCUGCAUCACGCAUCACGCCCCGAAUAUCCCUGCACGUACUGCAGCAAAAGCUUCAAGACGCCGUUACGCCUGCGGGAGCAUGAAGCCACACACACCGGUACGAUACUGUACCGAUGCCCGUGGUGUACGCGUACCUUUGCCUGUGGUUCGAACAUGUACAAACAUAAGAAGGCGGCCCAUCCGCAGGAGUGGGCUGCCUCGGUGAAGAAACGGUUCGGGGAGCGUUGAAUGAGGUAUUGCGCUGUAUUGUGUUCGAGAUGUCAAUUGUCAAUCGAAUCGGAUUUAUCAUAUGCUGGCUAAAGCAAUGUUCCAAGAGUUAUGAGUUAUGACCUUCUUAAUUCUUACGAAAGUUAAGAAUUGUUAUCUAUCUGAGGUUUAGAAUAACCUUUCCAUUAAAUUCGCUUAUCAUAUCAAUAUUUAUGUUGGCCAUUCCCAGGGGUCGGUCAGGGACUCGUUAGUGUAUCGUCAGGACUAACUAUCCAGCUACGGGUAAAUAGCGUCAAAGAAAGCCAGAAAGGGCAGGCCUAGACCUCUUCAGGUUUUUGGUACCGAUAAAGAAAAAGACCAUUUGUUUUAAGAUUUGUUUAUUGAUUGUGGUCAGGCAAACUAGUAUUAAAUAAUUUUUUUCUCGUUCUCGUGAAACUGUAACCGUGGACAUGCAAUUAAAAAUAGCUCAAACAAUGAUUAUUGCUCAUAACAGGCUAUGCUCAAUGCAUCCAAAAGGGCGCUCCGGAGUUGUUAGUGUAGUCGGCGCAGCAUCAGAGAUUUACAAUAGCCAACACGGUGGCUCUUCUUUGUGCGAGGUCCCACAAGCCUCCAAAGUCCCUACGCAUUAUCCAAAACGUGAUGGUUUCUUGCCGAACCGAAAGUUUCCUCUCAUCAGCUUUCUAAAAAAACUUCUUAAGUUAGAUGCCUUAAUUAUCCUGGCAUUUGCAAUGGAUUACAACAUAUAUUUUUGAUUUGACCAGAGCUAUAUAUAUAUGAAGUUGAAAAUAUCGCAGUCUGGAUGAAGGGUAUGAACAUGGUUAGGGUAAUACAGAAAACAGCUUGAGGCAGUUUAGCUAGUUGCAAUUGAAACCGAAGCAGAAAUGAAGUGAAUAUUUCUUCAAUAACAUCUCGACGGAUCGUGCUACGCUUGAACUUGGCUGGAACAUCCAAAACAUAUUGUUUAGCUUGAAGAAGGCUUGAUGUCUUUUGCUUUGUACUGACACUAGAACGGCGAUGACUUGGCGCAUGCUUGAGCUUGUUUGUGUAGGCUACUCUUGUGUUUUCUUUCUUCCGUUUCAUUAUUUGUAAUAAACAAACCCC